UGACCAUCCUUCACCCGUCAGCUGUCAUACAGACAGCAACUUUGGACAGCAGCGUUUGUUUAAUAAUUGGCUGGCGCUUCCACUUAAAAAGAACGCACGUGGAGCCGAGUCUCUUGCUCAGCUAAUGCGCCCUGAAAGAGCAAACAGCACGUUCAUUUUGACAGAUCGCGGACGCUGCGGUUUGGGAAAAUAAACGGAAUGAAAAUUAAGCGGAUGGAAGCAGCACUUUUACAAGGACGACUCACCUAGACACGCGGGGAAUCACGAAGAGCCGUACGACUAGAUGUCAAACUUCAAGCUGUUGCCAAUGAAGUGUAAGAACCUGAAGAUUAAAUAAUGUUUUCUUCUGAAAAAGUGACAUUGUUUCUGCAUUUAAGUAAAGUUAUCCUAAUAGGUGGCUUUGUGCAAAGUUUAAUCAACAGUCCAGCUGCUUCUCUCCAGAUUCCACCUAGGAACUUUACUUUAUUCUGGAAUCUUUCCAGCAAUAAAGCUGGAUGGAUGCAGCUACUUUCAACAUACUUGGACAAGAAUGUGCACAAGGAAGAAACAUGGAAUUCCAAUUUGACUGGCUUGGCUGACAUUGAGACAUCAAAUGGGGACAAUUCCAGUGUUUAUACAUACAAUUUUGCAACAACAGGAAGGAAAGGUUUCUACUUGAACAUCCUGUGUUGGGUUGAAGGAAACCUGGAACAUUUAAUUUGUAAUUUGAAGCCCAGCAAAAUACGCUCUGGCAAAAACAUGUCAUUAACAAUUGAACUACUGCAUGCAAAGUCUGAUGUAUCCCUAAGAGAGUUUCCUGAGAGGUAUGAAAAAGCUAGUUUGACUCCUAUACAAAAAUCUUGUUACAGAAAUGAUACCUUCAACUGUGAUAUACAUCUUCUGAACCUAAAUGACACCUACUCCCUCUCAGUGAAAUUAUACAUUGGUCAAAGCUCAUUUGAGUCACCCAUGAUGGAAGUUAAUCCAAUGCAUAUUGUGAAACCUCAUCCUCCACAAAGUCUUCAGUAUGAUUUGAACAUGAACUGGCAAUUAGAGCUAAGAUGGGAGAAACCUGAGCCCACACCAUAUGAAUUACAGUAUGAAGUUCGCUGUUCUGCAGAUGGAGAACAUGUCAUGAGCAAAAAGGUUUUGGUUGACACAUUUGUGGAUCUCCAUGGUUUAAAAGCUGGUGUCAACUAUACAACAGAUAUACGCUGUAAAUGUCUAAGGGGGCCUGGAUAUUGGAGUGACUGGAGCAGUCCUGUUUAUGUAAAUGUGCAAGGAUUAGAACUGGGAACUAUUCCAGCCAGGCUACACCUCCAUGUGUUCCAUCCAUGGCCAGAUGUAACUUAUAUCCCUCCCAAAGUCCUCACUACAGCUGGAUCCAAUGUAACAGUUAACUGCAUAUUCAACAACAGAAAUCUAAAGAAAAAUAAAAUUGUAUGGUGGCUAAACACAUCAGAGAAGAUACCUGAACAGCUAUAUUCAGUCGUUGAUGAUCAUGUGAGCACCAUUACUCUUGUGAAUAUCAGACCUUCAAAACCUAAAACCUUUGACCUGCUACAGUGCUGUGAGCAGUAUGAAGAACACUCAGACUGCAACUACCGAUAUGCUGAAAUUUAUGCUAUUGAUGCCAACUUUGAUAUUUCCUGUGAAACCAAUGAAAAUGUCAAAAAGAUGAUUUGCAAAUGGAACCCACAUCUAACUCCACUGCCUGCAGGAAGCAAAAUAAAAUUCCUAUAUAAGAAACUGGUUUCAUGUGUUUCAAAAGAGGAAAUCAAAGGUUUUAAUGUUGAGGAGUGUCCUCUUACCCUUGACUCAUCUUAUCAAUGCACAUUUCAGUCACUUCACCCGAUUCUUUGCCACAUGAUGUGGAUUGAAGUUCACCAUAACAUGGGAAUAGUAAGAUCAAACCCAACCUAUGUUACUCCAAUGGAUGUUGUAAGGCCACAUCCUCCCUUUAAUAUUAAAGCAGAGAUCACUCAAGCAACAGGACUGCUCAAUAUUAGCUGGGAAAGAACACAGCUUCCAACAUAUGACCUUCAAUACGAGGUUAACUUCAAAGAAGAUGGGAAAAACAGUAAAUGGAAGACUCACAAUUCUACAAUUAAUACUUCAGUCCUGAUACAAGUGACAGAUCCUUGUGUUGUUUAUGUAGUUCAGCUCCGCUGUAGGAGGUACCAAGGUCCUGGAUAUUGGAGUGCAUGGAGCAGUGCAGUAAACACUGAAGUUCAUGAUGUUAUGGCUCCUACCAAAGGUCCUGAUUUUUGGAGAAUUAUCCAUGAAGACAAAGGAAACCUACAGGUUAAUAUAACCUUGCUACUGAAGUCUGUAAGAAAAGAAGAUGCUCUUUGCUCAGUGGAAGGCUUCAUUAUUGAGCAUCAUAUGGCUAAAGGGCUGAUGUGGUCAUCUGAAUGUCUAAGCAAUACAACUGUGUAUACUUUUCCAUGGAGGGAAGUUAUUCAUAUGGUAACUGUUAAAGCCUACAACUCACUGGGAUCAUCCAAAUCAAACUACAAUUUAACUUUAUCUAGCACCUCAAGAAAAGUCCAGUAUAUUCAGUCAUUCAGUGCCUCUUUGAUCAAUAAUUCCUGUGUGCUGUUGUCAUGGGAAUACUUGCCAAGUAGUCUACAUCUGGAUUCAUUUGUAGUUGAAUGGAGAAAUCAAGAGGAAGAGGAAAGCGGAUUGAAGUGGAUCAGAGUACCCCCCCAGCAGCACCAAGUUUACAUAUCAGAUUCUUUGUUUGCUUUGAGAGAGUGCAAGUUUACAGUGUACCCCAUAUUCAGAGAUGGUGAAGGCCAGUCAGUGACAACCUUUGUUAAUUAUAAAGAUACCAGGUGGAAGAUAAAGGGUGAAAGAGCAGCCUAUAUACUUCUGUUUAUAAUUGCCUUUUUGUCCAUUGUGCUCUUUGUGACACUGGCAAUCUCCCAGCACCAAAUGAAAAAGCUUGUUUGGAAGGAUGUACCUAACCCAAACAAUUGCUCUUGGGCUCAAGGAAUUGAUUUCAGAACAGUGGAAACCAUAGAAAACUUAUUUACGCCUAAGCAGAGACAUCCCACUGGACCACUUUUCUUGGAAUCUGAACAGAUUUCUGAGGCUGUUAUCGUGGAAGACAGUGCAGAGGAAAACUCCCUUGGUGCUGAUGUAUUAGUACUACCAGUUUGUGGUCACGAACUAGACAUGAAUUCUUCUAAUUCUGGUAGUUUUUGCUCUACCAAAAGAGCUGUAGUUGAAAAGGAAGUGUAUCUGGAAGGCUCUAGACAGUCCAAAAUUGAGUAUGCCACCAUCCUCGUUCCAAAGGAUCCAUGUGAGCUCAGUGUCCAGCUGAAAAGCAGUAGUAGUUUUUCAGAUGAGGGGAACUUUUCUGCUAACAAUUCUGUUAUUUCAGGAUCCAUCCCCAGCAGUCUAUGGGACACAGACAAUCGGUCAAGCCUCUGCUUAACUCCAAUGAAUCAGCAUAUUUCAUCUUCUUUCAAUUCAUCUGAGGGAUUUUCAGAAGCAUCAGAUCGGGAGGACAGUCUUGAAGAGGAACAGAACCCAGUGCUGGAUCUUUACUAUCUAGGGCAGAGGCCAAAUAAUACAAUCACUGAUGUGACAUCUUCAGAUAGGAAAGAUGAGACAUGCCCUGAAGCCAAGCCUUUGUUGAACUACCUGUCAGCUCAAAACGAAAACUGGAAUAAAAAAGACUUGCAUGAGAAUAGUAUUAGACUCUAUAUGCCCCAGUUUCGAGGUGCUUCAACCACCAAUAGGUUCUAUAAAAUAACCAAAGCACACUGAAAACGCAACAUCUCUUGGCUGUCUCUUGGGACUUAAUUUCCCUAGCUGAAGAGAUGGUCAGUUUUAAAGGCAGUACUUGCUCCAAACAAGAGCCAGUGCUUGAGCUUUUGCCUCAUUCUUUAUGGCCUUAACACGUUUUUGCAAGCAGUGAGGUAUUUUAUUUGGGCACAAUGAAGGAUUUGUUGCUUGGGGUAUUUCUUUUUAAAACCUUUUCUUUGUGCAAAACGGUGGUGGCAAAAUCUAUAAAGCAACAUACAGAGUUUUAGCAGUUGUGAAAACAAUUGUCCCAGUCCACCUUAAUUUCUUGUCUUUAUUGUGUAUUCCCUUUAUGAAUACAUUUGAAAACAAAGACUAAGAAUUCAGCCAUUGAGGUAAAGUAAGAGAAAAUAAAUCAUGUACUAGAAGCAUUUUAUUCUCUGAUUUUUAGAGAGUGUUUGUUGACAUUGACUUUACCCAGGGGCAGGUGGAUCUCAGGUUUGUUUCCUGGACAUGCGUUUUCGCCUCAUUGCACCUUACAUGAAGCUAGUCCUAGCACAUUUCCUCAAAAUGAGAUAAUGACAUCUGUCAACCAGGAGCAGAAGGUUCAAGCAAGUUGUUUUAUUUUUUAUUUUUGAUUUGGGGGUAUGUAGACUAGGAUUGUAGUGCCAAGUGAGCUAGGAAGCUGAGCAAUGUGGAAGCUCAAAGUAUGUAAAGGCAUGAUAUCUACAGAAGACCAGAAUGUUCCUAGUUUGCCUUUAUGGAAAUUUGUAGUAGGGAAAAGUAACAUACAUCUAGAUUUAAGGCAGAAAAACAUUAGAUUUAUUAAAAACCUGUGUGUCAAAACAUAUUUCACCUUAAAUGGAUUUAAAACCGAUUUAAGACAGAUUAUUAAAAGAUUUAAAAUAUUAAAAACAACACACUAUUCUGAAUGAUGUAUUGUUAAUGUUAUCCUGUGUUUUUAAAGAUAAUCUUGGUUUAACCUGAAUUUUUGUAUGUUAUUAAGCAGAAAAUUCAUAUGCUGCUCAUAUCAUUUGGGACUUGAGAACCAAACUAUUUCUGUUCAGCAUGGGUUCAUUUUCAUUGUAAAUGUGGGAAACUUAGGCAGUCUUCAAGCACGUACCCAGGAGGUGCCCAGCACUUGGCUAUCACACUUACCUUGCUGACAAUUUUAAGCCUAGACUUUAUUUUUCAAAACCUUUUCUUUGUGCAAAAGGGUCGUGGCAAAAUCUAUAAAGCAACAUACAGAGUUUUAGUAUUUGUGAAAACAAUUGUCCCAGUCCACGUUAAUUUCCGGUCUUUAUUGUGUAUUCCCUUUAUGAAUACAUUUGAAAACAAAGACAAUAAGAAUUCAGCCAUUGAGGUAAAGUAAGAGAAAAUAAAUCAUGUACUAGAAGCAUUUUAUUCUCUGAUUUUUAGGGAGUGUUUAGUGACAUUGACUUUACCCAGGGGCAGGUGGAUCAGGUUUAUUUCCUGGACAUACGUUUUCACCUCAUUGCACCUUACAUGACUAGUCCUAGCACUUUUCCUCAAAAUCAGACAGUGACAUCUGUCAACCGGAGCAAAAGGUGAAACGUGUUUUUAUUUUUUGUUUUUUUGAUUUGGAGGUAUGUGGACUAGGGUUGUAAUGCCAAGUGAGCUAGGAAGCUGAGCAAUGGGGUAGCUCAAAGUAUGUAAAGGAAUGAUAUCUACAGAAGACCAGAAUGUUUCUAGUUUGCCUUUACGGAAAUUUGUAAUAGGGAAAGGUAACAUACAUCUAGAUUUAAGGCAGAAAAACAUUAGAUACAGUAUAUUAUGAACCUGUGUGUCAGGACAGAUUUCACCUUAAAACAAAAAGAUGUACAAUAUUGAACAGUACACUAUGCUGAAUGAUGUAUUGUUAAUGUUAUCCUGUGUUUUUAAAGACAAUCUUGGUUUAACCUGAAUUUUUGUAUAUUACAAAGCAGAAAAUUCAUAUGCUGCUCAUAUCAUUUGGGACUUGAGAACCACACUAUUUUUGGCCAGCAUGGGUUAUUUUUUUUUUGUGAAUGUGGGAAACUUAGGCAGUCUUCAAGCAGGUACCCAGGAGGUGCCCAGUGCUUGGCUCUCACACUUGCUGACAGUUGUUUAAGCCUAGACUUUCUAGGUUGUGAGUAUCUUCAGAAACCAGCACGUUACAGGACCUCCACCAUGAAGUAUGGACGGGUCCAUUUUGAUUGCAUGUAGUGCAAAGAUAAAAAAAAAACCCUGUCCGUGCCUUACUGUUCACCAGAGCACUCAUCACAAUUUACAGUACCAGAAUAUGUCCUUUUUAGCUAACAAUCUGCUGUAUUCUUUAUAUCUCUCAUUUAUUCAUACAGAGUCUGCAAUUAAUCUUCAGCAUCUUGGCCUUUCCAGGAUCAAGGAAAUGCUGAAUGUGAAAUAUGGCAUGUGCACCAAGCCUCCACAUUACUGAGGCUCUUCUUCAGUGCUGUGAAAUAACAUCCGAUAGAUAAGAGUCUGUGAGUAUGCAUACAAUGCCAAGCAUUUGAAAAGCUCUUUCCUUUAACUUAUGUUGCUGAUGAACGGUUAUACUGCCAUACAGCAAGAAAAAUAUAAAUGGUUUGCUUUCCUGUGAUGCCUCAAAACUUGUAAGCAAGUACUCUGUAAAACUUGUAUUGGCUACACUUCUCUGGGUGUUUUGUAUACUUAUUUUGUCCAGACCGCAGCAAUUGAAUGUGUCUGAUUUGAAACAUGAAUCAUAUCUAAUUAUUGUCUCAAAGUGAUGCCUACAGCACAUAGAAUGCAACUUUACAGCUACUUGCAUAUAGAUAUUUUUCUAUUGUACAUUUUGUGAACUCAAUAAAAUAUUUAUUGUGAAA
Molecule: messenger RNA, 6572 nt
Organism: Polypterus senegalus (gray bichir)
Lineage: Eukaryota; Metazoa; Chordata; Cladistia; Polypteriformes; Polypteridae
Gene: lepr
Product: leptin receptor
Exons: 21
Coding region: 337-3756 (1139 amino acids)
Biological process (GO): cytokine-mediated signaling pathway
Cellular component (GO): external side of plasma membrane; membrane
Molecular function (GO): cytokine receptor activity; protein binding
Source: RefSeq, a predicted model, not a curated record